AUGAGCAGUGGAGGACCUCAGUACGAAGACAGGACAUACGAGAAAAUUUGGAGCGAUAUUCAAUUUGAUCACCUGGCUGCCAUUGGGACUACCAACAUCCUCCGGAUUCUUCUUGAAUAUGUCCCUGGCCUCGAACGUCAUCGCAGUGCUGUUCAGCAUUUGUAUGCGCAUUGUUUUGCGAAGCAUCCUGUUCAGAUGCAGAAGACCGAGUAUUACCCAAUGGAGACAAGUUCAUUCGAUGAAGCACAGAACAUUGGGAACCGUGAAGUCCUCAAAGACCUCUUAGUGCGCCAACUUAGUAUCAAGCCAGAGGAACUUGAUGGUCGCAUGGUGUCUAUCUCUGGUGAUUGCUUGACUGUCGCGAAGCUUCGUUCUCUCAAGCACCAUACCUCUUGGGGGCUGUCUUGGUUCACAUCUCACAAAUUUGCAUUAAUAUUGACGGAAUUGUGGCAUAUGAAAUGGGCAUUCAUCAAAGGGAUCUUUCGACUUCAUUGGGCACCAACUACAGCGAAGGGCGACUCUGGUUUGCAUGUUGCAGCAGAAAAACUUCGACGAAAGCUCAAUUUGAGUGACCCUGAGUUUUACCCAGCUGAACGGCUUGUAGAAACUGUGCUAGCAACAAUGACACUCCAUUAUGCAAGGUAUAGUCUAUUCUUUAUCCAUUAA
Messenger RNA from Cantharellus anzutake, 666 nucleotides. RefSeq lists its product as uncharacterized. The transcript has a single exon. The coding region runs from base 1 to 666 and encodes 221 amino acids. NCBI's taxonomy places the organism in Eukaryota, Fungi, Basidiomycota, Agaricomycetes, Cantharellales, Hydnaceae. The record is from RefSeq and is a predicted model, not a curated record.